GAGGUCCUAAUCUAGCGAAGCAGCUGGGAGCCCUGGACCACGUGACUGUGGGGAUGUUACAGAGCAGCCAUCAUCAUUUCACCCAAUUCAUGUCCAGCCUGAAACGUUAACAUCUCCUGUGCAAAGGAAACACACCGACAACAUGGAGUGUGUGAGGCAGCGGUGAGGGUGACGUGUUUCCUCGGUGUCGUCAGUCCGUUCGUCCGCUGUGCUGCAGUUUGACCGACUCUAACAGGUAAACCUAAUACAACAUCCAGGCUGACGUUGGCCGUCUGCUACUGGACACAGAGGAGCACAGACCUGUUUCUUAGGUUGAAUGAGGGCAGUGGUGGAAAGGAUCUGAGGCUGAUUACUCCCCCCCAUAGGUCUGUGAGGAGGGGGGAGGUGGAGGAGAAAGGAGACACGAUAAUUAUCCUGAGCAUGGGGCAAAAAGUCCCUGGUGGAAUCAAAACUAUUGAUAUGCGGGAUCCGGCGUUCAGUCCCCUGAACCUGGAGCUACAGGCCCUGAAUCAAACCAAGCCCUCUCGACUGGACCUUCUUCUGGACAUGCCACCUGCCGGCAUGGAUGUCCAGGUCCAGCACUCGUGGAACAAUGACGACCGCUCCCUCAACAUCUUCGUCAAAGACGACAACAAACUGGUGUUUCACCGACACCCCGUGGCACAGAGCACGGACGCCAUACGGGGCCGCAUCGGGUACACCAGGGGUUUACACGUGUGGGAGAUAAGCUGGGCCAUGCGCCAGCGCGGCACCCAUGCCGUGGUUGGAGUAGCUACAAGUGAAGCCCCGCUGCACUCGGUGGGCUACACAGCGUUGGUUGGAAGCAACGUUGAAUCCUGGGGCUGGGACUUGUGCCGUAGUAAACUCUACCAUGAUGGCAAGAACAACCCAGGAAAAGCUUACCCAGACUUCCUGGAACCGGACGACACCUUCAUCAUUCCAGACUCCAUCAUGGUGGUCCUGGACAUGGAUGAGGGGACUCUGGGUUACAUAGUUGACGGACAUUAUCUAGGCGUGGCGUUCAGGGGACUAAAGGGCCGGAAACUGUACCCGGUGGUGAGCGCCGUGUGGGGACACUGUGAAAUACGAAUCCGGUACAUUAACAGUCUUGAUCCUGAGCCCCUCUCUCUGAUGGACCUCUGUAGGCGUUCAGUGAGGGUGGCUUUAGGAAGAGAGCGACUGAAUGAAAUCCACAGACUACCACUGCCAGCUUCUCUCAAGAACUACCUGCUCUACCAAUGACGGCGCCGGAACUGUCACAGCACACGCCUCACACGCCCUCUCUUCCCUUUCUCAAGUUUCUCUGGGAUCCUUUGUGGGGUGAAACCCGUUUGGCAGCAUUGCUGACAUCUCCAGGACUGACUCAACAAGAAUGCUUCUGUGUGUGGGCGGCUGGACUCUUUGACUGAGGUUCAAAGCCCAUUUUUAAGGAGUCUCUGCUAAUGUAUUAUCUAACUAAAUAAAUCAGGAAUAACUGAAGCACUAUGCACACAUGCUGAUCCAGACGAUGCCAUGACAGUCACCAUAUUGGUGUACCAACCUGCAGGUUUUAAAGUCCAUGUGGCAUAUGUAAUCAGUACCUCUGCUGCAACAACCUCCAGCUUUAUGAUUACCGACUCCUGUCUUGUAGCUUUUUUAAAUUUAAACGUGAUUGUGCAAAGACAAAAAGAUAAUGUCAUGAACUUGGUGCUGAGGUGCACUUCUGGUGUACCACCACACGAUGGCAUCAAGUACACAUGUCGGAACAAUUGAGCUUAUAACACAAGAUCCUAAUUGUUUUUUUUUAAUUGUGAUUUUAAAGUAGAUGUUAAAUUGAGACUUCACACAGCACAUAAAUGAGAAGCUGAUCAUUCCGUAGUGAUUGUACUGCAGUGUGGAACAAUUCACUGUAAAGAAGCUGAAGAGCAGCACUGACCACCGGGUCAGUCAUAUGGAAACAACAGCUGAAGAAAAUGUAUGGGAAGAAUUUUGUCACUGUGAUGAUUUUGUAGCAUGCAUCAGCGGGAUUGUUUUGUCUGUGCGAUCUGUGUUUUUAAUCCCCCGUGUCCCUCCUGCUUUUUGUAAUUUUGUCAUUUUAGCCCACGUGUGGUCGAAGCCCAGGACAGCUGUUUUUAUUCAGUAGAAAAAUGUCACCAGGUUUUACAUUUGAACCCAGAGAAUGGAAACCAACCAGUACAACAGCCUCUGUUGUGUAAUUAUUGAAGUGACAAACAGCUGCUACUCUUGGGUCUCACACGAGCGCAUAUCUGAGAGCAGUGGGUGUCGUGUCCGUGUUUUCAAGGGGAGUGGAGUGGAGAGGUGAGGCAGAUUAGUCACGAUCAGUGUUGUGCCUGAAUCGGCAAACUCAUUACAAGAAAGACAAUCCACAAAGUGCUGCACAAACUGACAAGUCCGAUUGCCAACUUAUUGUCUAUGCCAUAUCAUACACCUGUUGACUAAAGAGUUUUUAGAUGUGCAGAUGUACACACUCUGCACACGGCUGGGCGUGCACACACUGUGCCACCUCUUCUUGCUUGCAUAUUCCAUUUUAUUUGUAUUCCUUGCUGUAGAUUUGUUUGUAAGUAUCUAUUAAAGAUUAUUUCAAAUUAUAAAACCUAA
Molecule: messenger RNA, 2598 nt
Organism: Cynoglossus semilaevis (tongue sole)
Lineage: Eukaryota; Metazoa; Chordata; Actinopteri; Pleuronectiformes; Cynoglossidae
Gene: spsb1
Product: splA/ryanodine receptor domain and SOCS box containing 1
Exons: 3
Coding region: 421-1242 (273 amino acids)
Biological process (GO): proteasome-mediated ubiquitin-dependent protein catabolic process; intracellular signal transduction
Cellular component (GO): SCF ubiquitin ligase complex
Molecular function (GO): protein binding
Source: RefSeq, a predicted model, not a curated record